Messenger RNA from Paramecium sonneborni, 1639 nucleotides. The record is from the annotation of a GenBank genome assembly. NCBI's taxonomy places the organism in Eukaryota, Ciliophora, Oligohymenophorea, Peniculida, Parameciidae.
AUGUAAUCUUUUCAAGUAGAAAUUUUAAAGGAUAAUACCAAAAUCUUAAAACGUUUCAAGAGAAACAAAGAAAUAAUAAAUGGCCAAUUAAACUUCAAAAUAGAUCUAAUUCUAGGUAUUUAUGAUUUAUAUUUAAAAUUCAAUAUAAAAGUAAUUGAAAUUCAUUAAUUGUGUUAAAAGAUAAUGAAUAAUUCUAAAAACUAACAAGAAACCUUAUUUGAUAUUGUUUCCAACGUUUUGUAGGUGAAUAAAGAUAUACACUCGUAUAAUAGAAAUAUUUAGAAAAUAAAACAUAUCUGAUACUAUUGAAUAUCUUUCGAUCGAAGUAAAUCAAAUACAUCUUCUAUCAAGCAUCAUAAAACUCAAGAAUACAUCAAUUGCAGAUGAAGGAUACAAGUUCGAAGUUUUCGGAAAGGACAUUAAGAUUAUUCUUAAUACGCUCUAAAAUAUUAAAGAUAAUGACAUAAAUUUAAAGGAUUUCUCCUCCGAACAAUAUUUAGAAUUAAAAAAAGACAUAAUGAGUAAUAUAGAAAAAAAUAAAAAGUUCAUAUCAUUCUUAAAUUUUUAGUUCGUCUAACUUCCGUUGAUAAGUAGUUCAUAGUAUACGGAUCAAAUUCACUUCACUUAUUGACUUAUUAGUGGAAUUGAAGGCAGAUUUGAGUAAUUAGAGUUGGGAAUACAUAAGAAUAAGGAAUACUUCUUUAAUAGGGGGAACUUUUGUAAGAUGCAACUUAAGUGGAUCAUAAUUAGACAAUGUAGAUAUUAAUGGUAAUAAUUUUAAUGGAGCUUAACUAUUAAAUUGCUUAUGGAAUAAUAUAAAGAUUAUUGAGUUGAAUAAAUUGGAUGGUCAUCGUGAUUAUGUAUUAUCAGUUUGUAUCUCUCCUGAUGGCAAGAUCUCAGCAUCUGAUGGUGGUGAUUGGGAUAAGAAUAAGAAGGCAGAUAAUUCAAUACGUUUAUAGGAUUUUAAGACAGGAUAAUUAAAGGCAAAAUUAGAUGGUCAUACUAAUACUGUCUGUUCAGUUUGUUUCUUUCCUGAAGGAUAUAUUUUAGCAUCAGGUAAUGAUGAUAAGUCUAUCCGUUUAUGGAAUGUAUAUACAGGGUAAUAAAAAACUAGAUUAGAUGGCCAUAAAAGUACAGUCUACUCAGUCUGUUUCUCUCCUGAUGGAAAUACUUUAGCUUCUGGUAGUAGUAAUAAGUCUAUACAUUUAUGGGAUAUUAAGACAGGAUAAUAAAAAAGUAAAUUAAAUGGUCAUACUAUUGAUGUAAACUUAGUCUGUUUCUCUCCUAAUGGAAAUACUUUAGCUUCUGGUAGUAAGGAUAGCUCUAUACGUUUAUGGGAUACUAAGAAAGAAUAAUAAAUAAGUAAAUUAGAUGGUCAUACUGAUUAGGUAAGAUCAGUCUGUUUCUCACCUGAUGGAAAUUAUUUAGCAUCUGGCAGCUUCGAUAACUCUCUCCGUUUAUGGGAUUUUAAGAAAGAAUAAUCAAUAGAACGAACAGAUAAACGUUAAAAAGAUACAUUAGCUUAAUUUAUAACUCCUUAAUUUGCUAAAAUGCCUUUGUAGAAGGGGGUAUUUAUUUAUAAUUUAUUGAGCCAACCCUUAUACAAUCCUGCGAAUAUCAUUCACACCACUGUUUUUGA